This is a messenger RNA of Bactrocera dorsalis (oriental fruit fly), 2039 nucleotides long. Its product is annotated as chloride channel protein E-like. The record is from RefSeq and is a predicted model, not a curated record. The coding region runs from base 993 to 1943 and encodes 316 amino acids. NCBI's taxonomy places the organism in Eukaryota, Metazoa, Arthropoda, Insecta, Diptera, Tephritidae. The transcript is spliced from 2 exons.
GAGCGCGUAAGUUAUCAUAUCUUCCCCGACCCUUCUGCUAUACAACAAGUCGCACAUUCCUGGAACAAUGAAGCGACAGGCAAAUACUAAUUUCUCGUCUAUGUGCUUAUGCAAAAAACUCAGCGAUCAUUGGUGCCGCACAUAGAAACCGCUAUACGUAGACGACUGGCUGACGCCACGACAGAAAAAAUCAGAAGCAAGAGUUAUCAUAUCUUCCCCGACCCUUCUGCUGUACAACAAGUCGCACAUUCCUGGAACAAUGAAGCGACAGGCAAAUACUAAUUUCUCGUCUAUGUGCUUAUGCAAAAAACUCAGCGAUCAUUGGUGCCGCACAUAGAAACCGCUAUACGUAGAAGACUGGCUGACGCCACAAGAGAAAAAUCAGAGGCAAGGCGGACAGUUUUUCGGCUGGCCAGCAGCCGGCAGUUGGUUGCGAACUAGCAAGGCGUACACUUGUGCAUAAAUAAAAAUAAAAUAAAAGAGUCUAAUACCACGAAAAUAAAUAAGUGUUUCAUUUAAAACAUAACUGGCGCAGCCGGACACGAACUAGGGAUUAAAACGCCCUUUACGCAGUCUGAAACUUUCUACUAUUAAAUUGGAAGCUUACAUCAACACCACACUCACCAAAAGGAAAGGAGAACACACACAUAUAUAAACAUAAUCUUAAGUCAACAUUACAUACAAUUAUUUUAUAGUCAACACUACAUAACAUAUAUACCAUUAUUAUCACUAGAUUAAUAAGUCACAUAUCACACACAUAUAUAUUAACAUAAUUUUUUACCAAUACUACUACAAAUUACACUAUACUACACUACACCACAGUACAGCAUAAUAAUAUUAUUACCAAUGUCAAAACAAGCCGUACUAAUAACAAGACCAGGAGCAGGCUAGGUUUAAGAAGCGGUGACAAUCUUUCUGAGAUAAGGACAUUAGAAGAAGACGAACAGUUAGAGCAAGUCCGUCAGUCGGAACAACUAAUCAAUAACAACAAUAUGGAUUCUGGCAAUUCAUCAGGUCUUCUAAGUCCCACACGCAGUAGAUCGUCUACCCUCAUUAAUACUAACCUUAACCCAACCGACAUAUUGGCCUUUGUCGAACAGCUCCCUAAAUUCGAAGGCCCCCCUGAUAACCUCGAAAAAUUUAUAACUAGCGUAGAAGAACUACUCUUAUUGAUUAAAUCAGUGGAUCAGACACCAUAUGGACAACUUCUCCUUAGGGGCGUCCGAAACAAAAUUAUUGGCAAAGCAGACGAGGCCUUAAUUCUUUGUGACACACGGCUAAACUGGGACGAUGUCAAAACAAACCUUAAACGCCUUUAUAGCAGUAAGAAAACUGAAGCCAUGUUACUUAGGGAAAUCCAAACCCUCCCAGACGGGCUCACGAUGGGAAAGUUAUUCUUUACAAUUAUCAAAUUGAGAAGUCAAUUAACGACACUAGCUAAAGAUAUAGACCAGAAUAGUUACGGCCUUGCAGCCAAACGUGCCCUAUAUGACGAAAUCUGUCUUAACGCAUUUAUCGUCGGGCUUAAAGACCCACUAAGGACAAUAAUCAGAACCCGAAACCCAGAGACAAUAGAGAAAGCCUACGAAUACGGACAGAUUGAGCAAAGCUUCUUUUACCAGAACAGACAACAGGAAGAUCGUAACCACGACAGAUCGAAAGACCGAAACCACCCAUAUUUAAGAAGAAAUCAGCAGGAACAAAAACAAUCGAACAAUAACAACAAUAAUAACAGCAACAACCGUUAUAUUUCACACCAACAAACAAACACCCAACAACGAGGACAAACAGUUAGCAACCAAAACCCCUUCCGUAAUAACGGAAAGUCAAUUUCGUCAAACCAACAAAGCGGUAACGGUCCUUCUACAGGUGCUACUCUAUGCAACAUCAGUGAUGAUGGAAAUUUUCCGCUAGGAGCCUCGGUAGACCAGUCGGGUACCUAAACAAAGAGACCCACGGAACAUCCUUACCGUAUAUUCUCUUAUCCACAAAGCUUAUUGUUACAAACCCCCUUAAGUUCUUAAUAGACACCGGGUCCA